Messenger RNA from Puntigrus tetrazona (Sumatra barb), 2093 nucleotides. It is a transcript of the gene fam76b, whose product is annotated as family with sequence similarity 76 member B. Bases 367 to 1353 code for a protein of 328 amino acids. The record is from RefSeq and is a predicted model, not a curated record. Lineage: Eukaryota; Metazoa; Chordata; Actinopteri; Cypriniformes; Cyprinidae. The transcript has 10 exons.
GUAGUCACAGGUCGCAUCCGGUUCGUGCGUCGACUAAGAUACAAAAAGGAGAAAGCAAAAAUUCUCACCAGGAGCCGAAAAACGGAGAAAUGAAAUCAGGUUUUUAGUUAUUAUUUUCACGUAUAGCGAUAUAUCAGUUUUUAUGUAGUUUUAAGUCAUGAGUUUAAGCCACUAAUGUUUUUAUAGUAGUGUUCGCAGAGCAGUUUUAAAUGGUUGGAUCCAUUUUAUUUAUCGGGAUUAAGUGCAGUUUAAAUUGGGAUUGAAUCUGCUCAGGUCUCACCUUAACGCAUGUGUUAAAGGUCGUCUGCGCGUUAAGUGUAGUUAUAUUUUAUCAGUAGCGGUAAGUGUGUGUUUGCGGGGUUGGUGAUGGCCACAUCGGCCCUGUACGCCUGCACCAAGUGUAACCAGCGGUUCCCGUUCGAGGAGUUGUCGCAGGGCCAGCAGCUCUGCAAGGAGUGUCGGAUCGCGCACCCUAUAGUGAAAUGCACCUACUGCAGGUCAGAGUUUCAGCAGGAGAGCAAAACCAACACUAUCUGUAAGAAAUGCGCACAGAAUGUCAAACAGUUUGGGACGCCGAAGCCAUGUCAGUACUGUAAUAUUAUUGCUGCAUUCAUUGGGACCAAAUGUCAGCGCUGCACCAACUCUGAGAAGAAGUAUGGCCCUCCACAGACCUGCGAACAGUGCAAGCAGCAGUGUGCCUUCGACAGGAAAGACGAGGGAAGGAGAAAGGUGGAUGGGAAGCUCUUGUGUUGGCUCUGCACGCUUUCAUACCGUCGUGUUCUACAGAAAACAAAAGAGCAGCGGAAAGGCCUUGGCUCUUCCCAUUCUAACUCCUCUUCCCUCAGUGAGAAGGAACAUCAGAGACACCAUCAUCAUCAUCAGCACCACAGACAUGGAAGUUCGCAUCACAAAAUAAGUGGUACUUUAAGUCCAGAGCAGGAUCAGGGACUGUGGAAGCAAAGCAUUCAGAAGGAAACGCCAAAGAAAAAACCCAAACUAGAGACAAAGCCAUCCAAUGGAGACAGUAGUUCAAUCACACAGUCAAUGGAUUCUGGAGGCACGGAUAACUUCAUCUUGAUUAGUCAGCUGAAAGAGGAAGUAAUGUCAUUGAAGCGCAUGCUGCAGCAGAGAGACCAGACCAUCCUUGAGAAAGACAGGAAGCUGACGGAGCUGAAGGCAGAUUUUCAGUAUCAGGAGUCAAAUAUGCGGGUCAAGAUGAACAACAUGGAGAAAGCACACAAAGAGGCCAUGGAGCAACAACAGGCUAAGAACAGAGAAUUGAUGAAACAAGUUGCUGCACUCUCAAAAGGCAAGAAGUUUGACCGCAGCAGCAGUUCACUGCUGUUACCAUAGCAAUGACCUCACGCCAUAACAAUGACCCCUUGCCCUGAUGUGUCAUUACUGUGAGGAAGCUUCACCCCCCCAUUGCUCACAGAUUAUCUGUGUGUUGUGUUUUAUUAUUCUGAUGAUGUCACAUAUGCAAAAAUCUCAGUUUAUUAUUGUUUUAUUUUCUUUGGCUGUUCUCAGCAGUUUUAGUAAUCAUGUAUUUACAAAACAGACAUACUGUAUAGAGCCAUUACAGGAGCCCUGGCUGAACCCCAGCCUCAGAUCUCAUAUGCAAAACGUUUCAGAACUUCUGAAAUCUGAUUGAAUGGAAGCAGAAGAGCUGUCAACAAAUGUACGGAAAUGUUAUGAAUUGAACGUGUCAGAUAUGCUGAACAGUUUUUAUAGAUGCUAAAUUCAUCUCUCUUUCUCACACUCGCUUCUCUUUCGCUCUCUCUUUCUCUCUCACUCAUGGAAAGACUGUAUUACUGCAUGUCUUACUGCCUGGUCAACUGUGUGGUUUUGUAUAUUAACUGAUUACUCUGUUUUGUUUGGCUUUGUAUUAGUGAUAUUUCAGAGAUGAAUUUUGCAGGCCUGUAUGAGACACUGCUGUUUUAGUGAGUGAGGGCUCUAUUAUGUCCCCCAGCCCCCCCCAUGCAUUCUCAUAUUUUUACUGUCAGACACUUUUGUACUGUUUUUUUUUUUUUUUUUUGUUUGUUUGUUUUCUGCAACACAGACGUUUCAGGAAUAUUAAAGCUAGUAAAACCUCA